Molecule: messenger RNA, 2377 nt
Organism: Cuscuta epithymum
Lineage: Eukaryota; Viridiplantae; Streptophyta; Magnoliopsida; Solanales; Convolvulaceae
Source: the annotation of a GenBank genome assembly
CGUUGGAAUGCAAAAUCAAAAUAAUUUUUCCAAAAUAGGGUGCAAAGUCGCACCCUACUGGCCUACUCCUACUACGAGAUGAAGUUGAUUCACUGCUCACAACCCAGGCCCCUGCACUGUCUCAGCUCGAGAAUUCAAUUUUCAUCGUUUUGGUGUCGCCUGCUAAGCAAACUCUGAAAUAUUUUUAAUAAUUUGCAUUCCAGAAGCUUUGUUCACCAGAAUAGCAUCGCAACACACCCACUCUGGGAAUGUUUACUUUUAAUUUUGGGGUUGCAGCAGUUCUGUGUGGUCACAAACCCGUAUUUCCGAAACUUAAAAGUUCAUAUUUUACAAAUGAAAGUUGUGAUGAUCUCCUGCUUGGUGGCUUCAAUUUGGUGGGGCUUCCAAGUGCCAAACAAAGAGGAAUAUGCGUUUCUUCUCAGUUAAAAUUGGCGGGUAGGGGAGACAAUAAAGCAGUAGAGGGCGAUAGCAGGUACGAUGCGAUUGUGAUAGGAUCAGGGAUUGGUGGUUUGGUGGCUGGGACUCAAUUGGCCGUGAAAGGAGCCAAGGUUUUGGUACUGGAGAAGUAUGUGAUUCCUGGUGGGAGCGCUGGGUUUUACCACAGAGAUGGUUACACUUUUGAUGUUGGAUCUUCUGUCAUGUUUGGAUUCAGUGAUAAGGGAAAUCUGAAUCUGAUAACUCAGGCAUUGGGAGCUGUAGGAUGUAAAGUACAGGUGAUACCUGACCCUACAACUGUUCAUUUCCACUUACCAAAUGAACUUUCUGUCCGAAUACACAGAGAAUACACUGACUUCAUUGCAGAACUUGUUAACAAAUUUCCACAUGAGAGGGAAGGAAUUCUGAAGUUCUAUGGUGAAUGUUGGAAGGUCUUCAACGCCUUGAAUUCCUUGGAAUUGAAAUCAUUGGAGGAACCUCUUUACCUUUUUGGACAGUUUUUUAAGAAGCCCCUAGAAUGCUUGACGCUUGCUUUCUAUUUGCCCCAGAAUGCCGGUGACAUUGCUCGGAAGUUCAUUAAAGACGCUCAGUUGCUCUCCUUUAUUGACGCAGAGUGCUUCAUUGUCAGCACUGUUAAAGCCUUGCAAACGCCAAUGAUCAAUGCAAGCAUGGUCCUAUGUGACAGACAUUUUGGCGGAAUCAACUAUCCUGUUGGUGGCGUGGGAGAGAUUGCCAAGUCCCUAGCACAAGGCUUGGUCAGCCAGGGUAGUCAAAUACUAUACCGGGCAAAUGUAACCAAUAUUAUUGUUGAAAAUGGCAAAGCUGUGGGAGUGAAGCUGUCCGAUGGGAGGAAGUUUUAUGCUAAAACCAUAAUAUCAAAUGCUACCAGAUGGGAUACUUUUGGGAAGCUUUUGAAGGCAGAUUAUCUGCCCAAGGAAGAAGAGAGGUUCCAGAAGACAUAUGUUAAGGCGCCAUCUUUUCUUUCUAUUCACCUGGGGGUUAAGGCAGAGGCUCUACCAGCCAACACAGAUUGCCACCAUUUUAUCCUCGAGGAUGAUUGGGAAAAUUUAGAAAAGCCUUAUGGAAGUAUAUUUUUAAGUAUUCCAACUGUUCUUGAUCCGUCAUUGGCACCAGAAGGAUGCCAUAUUCUUCAUAUAUUUACAACAUCAAGCAUAGAUGAUUGGGAGGGGCUUUCUCAAAACAGUUAUAAUGCAAAGAAGAAGCUUGUGGCUGAUAAAAUCAUAAACAGACUUGAAAAGACGCUACUUCCAGGACUCAAAUCAUAUAUUGUUUUUAUGGAGGUGGGUACACCAAAGACACAUCGACGAUACCUUGCGCGUGAUAGUGGAACGUAUGGACCAAUGCCACAUGGGAUUCCAAAGGGUUUAUUAGGAAUGCCAUUUAACACAACUGCUGUACAUGGACUCUAUUGUGUUGGGGAUAGUUGUUUUCCAGGUCAAGGUGUCAUAGCUGUGGCCUUUUCUGGAGUAAUGUGUGCUCAUCGUGUUGCUGCUGACUUAGGAAUUGAGAGGAAAUCCCCUGUGCUGGACACUGCUCUUCUUCGGCUACUUGGUUGGCUAAGAACAUUUGCUUGACACACAUGUAUGAGUAUAAGUACAUAUCAUUUAUAUCUGGAAAUCUGCAACAAAUUUACAACAGAAGGUUGUUAAUCUCUUUUCACUUGCAAGUGGCAAGAGAUCCUGGAGCAUCAUUAUAUAUAUUGACCUUCAGGGAAAGUAGUUGUUAAAAUACUCGCAUAAAGAAUUUAUCGCUUCACAAUCUGGGGUAUAAGUGAAGAGCUAGGUACUCUUAAGGGUCACAAAUGUAGGUGAAGGGUUUUUAUGUACCUAUAUAGAGACCAUGUAUCCAUGAAGGAUGUAAACAUCAAGUUAUUAUGCAAUAUUAAUAAAAUUGUUGUUAUUCAACACUAGUGAUGUCAUCA